AUGUUGGGACAGUUGUCCAAACUUGAGGUUCUUCACAUUUAUAACCUAAGAGGUGUAAAAAGUAUUGGAGAUGAGUUUUACGGGAAUUAUCGUGACAAUAAAACUCUAUUUCCUAAAUUGAAAACAUUUGAAAUUUUAAGCAUGGAAAAUUUAGAGCAAUGGAAAGAUGUUGCUAUUGUGAUGAAUUGUACAAUUUUUCCUCAUCUCGAAAGCUUAACUAUUUGCUUUUGUGACAAACUGACGAAUAUUCCAAACAUUUUUGCAACUCAUAGUCAGAGGAUGGAAGCUGACACGGUGAAUGCAAGGUUAUUUUCAAGUUUUCAAAGUCCUCCAAAGCUUCGAUCUCUAAGCAUUUAUGAUUGUACAAGUUUGGUAAAGCUACCAACCUGGUUAGAAUGCUGUAGCUCACUUGAAGAUUUGUCGAUAGGCAACUUUCGUGAUGAUAUUUCCCCUCCAAAUUUGCAAAAUAUGCAAAACUUGUCUUCAUUAGACAUCAAAAACUUUCAUAGUUUUCCAGAGGGGUUCGACGGUAUUCAUAACUUGAAAACAUUGAAAGUUAAAGGACCAAUGGAGGGUUAUGAUUGGAGUCGAUUCAUUCCCUUCAAUUCACUUGAAAUUCUUGAGUUGCAUGAAACAGGAACUGAUAGUUUAACACAACUUCCUCGACAGCUUGAGCUCCUCACUUCGUUAAGAUCCUUGCAUAUUGAGAGUUUUAAGGGCAUUGAAUCUUUGCCAGAAUGGUUGGGGAACAUUACAUCUUUGGAGCAUUGA
Messenger RNA from Cucurbita pepo subsp. pepo (vegetable marrow), 771 nucleotides. Lineage: Eukaryota; Viridiplantae; Streptophyta; Magnoliopsida; Cucurbitales; Cucurbitaceae. The record is from RefSeq and is a predicted model, not a curated record.